Messenger RNA from Truncatella angustata, 3352 nucleotides. RefSeq lists its product as uncharacterized. NCBI's taxonomy places the organism in Eukaryota, Fungi, Ascomycota, Sordariomycetes, Amphisphaeriales, Sporocadaceae. The transcript is spliced from 2 exons. The record is from RefSeq and is a predicted model, not a curated record. Bases 231 to 3059 code for a protein of 942 amino acids.
CUCUCGUUCACUCAGCUCAGGGCGCCAGCAAAGAACCGCCUGAAUUCCACAGUGGACACCCUUUUCUGAAUAAGAAACAACACAUCAUCAUGCAUGCAUAACAUCUGACACAUUGACUCAUUGGAGAGAGAUACACAACACACCCAAGCCAGGCACUCCUUUCCAUGGCAACCUUGAGCUUCCAGUAGCCAGUAAACAUCAUCGAUACCCCCGAUAUUCUGUAGCAGUAUAUGAUAAUUCUUGCCUGCCUCCCUCCUGCCUGUGCAUUCGAUUCCACCAACCGUAUAUCUUACUUAGACUUGGCUCGAACUCAGUCACCGCUGCAACUCCCUUAUAACCACAUAAACCCCAAACCUGGCGAAACGAGGUCCAACGCACAAGAUAACAUCAUGGGCAGCCUCCGGGGCAAGUCCAAGGAGCAGCCGUCGACCCGCAAGGUCACGCCGCCGUCACCCUCAUACAUGGAUAGCAAGCAGUUCGCUUCCUAUCUCGCCAGCCUUCGUGACAACCGCGUCAGUCGCCCAGGCGGUGCUCGACCGCUACCUUCAUACGAAUCAACGAUAACUCGUCGAGAGCUGGAAAGGGCAGAUUCCUCUCGCCCAUCCAUUGCUGGUUCCUCCAUCAAGACGGAGCCUGCUGUCAAACCUUCUCCCCUGCGUACGCAAUCCGAUGUUGCCAGACCGCCAAGCGUUCGGCCUAGCUUGGUCGGAAGCGUGGCCUCGCGAUACACCACCAUGUCCGGCAGGGACUACUACCCGGAGAAGUCCUCUCCAGUAAAGCCGUUGAGGCCGAACGAAGUCGUGCCGACUGCUACAUACAUGGAAAGAGGAAGUCGAUGGAUGGAGAAGGAGGAGGCCGUCUCCUUGCGCACUGCAUUGGAAGACAUGGACUUGAAGGACGAGCAGAAGAAACCCUCAGAGCCAGAAGACAACAACGACGACGAUACUCGUAUAUACCACGCUGCCCUGAAUGAGGCAGCUGAGCUGGUCUAUCAACACCAGAAUGGUAUCAAGCCACCAGAGCCUGGCACACCGUACCGCUACAAGCCUCACAUGCGCGAGAACAGCUAUGCUCACGCACGUACUGCUACAAUAAACGGACGUGGUGGCGAUAUUGCCGCAACCGGACUGGCCCGAGACGGCACGCGUUCCGCCUCGGGAGGUAGCUCCUCUGGUAGUGAACGAGGUGUUUCACUAGAAAGCCCGCGUAUGAGUCUGGACGAACUUCUACAAGCCUCUACGGAGUCCACGAAGGUCAAACCAAUCGGCAGUGUCGGCCCGGCAUUGACAUCAGUUGGUCGUCGGAGAAGCAGUAUGAAGCGCAAUAUCAGUGGAGAGAUCGAGAAGCCCUUUUCUGGAGACCAGAUCUGGGAAGAGCCCGAAGGUGAUACACCUAUGGGAAGGAGAAACUCGAAGAUCGUUGCUAAGCCGGUCGAGGAAGUCACACAGCCUGUACGGCUCAAGUUACGCGGCCCUUUCAACAAAGUCCAAUUCGCCCCUGACCCGGCUGCAUCUGCUGCUGACAAGGCUGCUCCAAUUUCCACGCCUGCCAGACCAUUCCAUAGGGUUGAAAUCCACCGAAACGAGCCGACACAGUCGAGAAACCCUGCAUACACAUCAAAUCCGCCAAAGCCGGCGGGGCCUCGCGUCAACGACAGUGUUCCAAAAAAGAAUGGUGUUGAGAUCCGUGGUGACGACAUUCGCCAGGCGACAAGCUUCAAGCUUGGAGAUCGCAGCAGGAAACUACCUACGCCUUCGGCUGUCAGUGACAACGCAGGACGUCCCAUCGUAAGCUUCGAUAAUAGUUGGAAGCCCCCGGAAGAGGCGGCUGCUGAUAAAAACCCAGAGCCCAAACCGGAGCCCAUCCGUCUCUCCAUCGGGGUCAUACCAGACCCGCAAGAAAGAGCGGACAGCAAGUUCCAGUCCCAGUCGAACACACAAAACCCUGCGCAUCCGCCUGUCCCUACUAUCUCAUUUACGCCGGUGGUUCAAGCCCCGACACCGCCAGCACCGCGCCCAUCAUCUAGCAAACCGCCCAUCCCAAGUAUUUCCAUAGCAGCUCCAGGUGACAGCAGACCCAGACCCAGACCCAACGUUCCAACAAUCGCCGUCACACCGGGCGAUGCACCCACGGUGCCAUCAAUCAUGGUAUCUGGCGAUGGCGCACCUGCAAUACCCAUCAUUGUCACGCCGGACGGUGAAGGUGGCAAGCAAAGUUCUAACAUCCCGAUGAUUGUGACACCUGACGAUGGCAAUAGCGCCGGCAACAGCAAUGGCACCAAAACCCCGGCACGUCCUCUACCUACUCCUACACGGAAGAACCCAUUCAUGCGUGGUAACCAUGGCGCCGCCCCUGGGCAUUGGUCAGCGGCUCCUGGAGCGGUUGGGUCCCGGGCCACUGCCAUUUGUCAUGAGUGCUCCUUCCCUAUCGAAGGCCGAGUGAUAUCUCUCCGUGGUGGUCCUGAGCGCUUCCAUCCACAGUGUUUCGCCUGCUACACCUGUGGCACAUCUCUCGAAGCACUUGAGAUCUCACCUGAACCGGAUUCUUUCCGAUCCGCACGUCUCGAACGUAUCGCCCGCCGGGCUGCUGGCGAGGUACUGCCCGAAGAGCCCGGCCAGACAAUGGCGGAGGAUGGCGAUGCUCGUCUACGAUUCUUUUGCCACCUGGACUGGCAUGAGCUUUUCGCGCCUCGCUGCAAGACCUGCACCACGCCUAUUCUCGGAGACCACGUCGUAGCGCUGGGCAAUCACUACCAUUACGGACACUUCUUCUGCGCUGAGUGCGGCGAUCCCUUCGAGCAGGGCAUGACGCAUAUCGAGAAGGAUGGGUACGCGUGGUGCGUCAAGUGCCAGACCAAGAGAACAGAAAGACGUGCACCAAAGUGCAAGAGAUGCAAGUUGCCAGUCAUCGGGCAAUAUGUGCAGGCGCUCGGCGGCGAGUGGCAUGACGAGUGCUUCCGAUGCGGUACCUGUGGUGGAGGCUUCGAUGACGGUCAGAUCUUCCCGGUGGCGGAUGGCAUCAGAUGUACAGGGUGUCGGAUGAGAGAGCUGAAGGCUUAGGUUGUUGAAAGUGAGGACCAACGGCACAUAACCAACAAAUUUGGAAGAAAGAUAUAGGCCAGGCUCUGCUUGAGCACUGACUGAGGAGCGAAGCAGUCGCCGUGGAAAUUAGUGCUGUUGAAGCCUAUUGUUCUCCCUUUGGGAGGAUGGGGCGCAUAGAAUAUGGAGCGUGGCCGAAGCGUGAUUCUGCAUCAUGUGUAUUUCGCAUUGCGUACGGGGCACAGGUUUUUUGUUUUUAGGGUAGGCAUAAAUGGCACGGUUCGGACAAGUUGGUGUUUAUGAAAUUUUGAUUU